Messenger RNA from Sardina pilchardus (European sardine), 1087 nucleotides. It is a transcript of the gene ap3s2, whose product is annotated as adaptor related protein complex 3 subunit sigma 2. Gene Ontology annotation, cellular component: intracellular membrane-bounded organelle; AP-3 adaptor complex; membrane coat. Lineage: Eukaryota; Metazoa; Chordata; Actinopteri; Clupeiformes; Clupeidae. Bases 89 to 667 code for a protein of 192 amino acids. The transcript has 6 exons. The record is from RefSeq and is a predicted model, not a curated record. Gene Ontology annotation, biological process: intracellular protein transport; Golgi to vacuole transport.
UAGGGUCCUUCAUCAUAGACGCUUUUACGUCGCAAGAUCACCUGACAUUUCUGUUUAUCUGUAUGAAAUUUGUCUUCAAAGAGAGAAGAUGAUUAAGGCUAUCUUAAUUUUCAAUAACCAUGGAAAACCACGCCUCAUCCGGUUUUAUCAAUAUUUCGCGGAAGAUAUGCAACAACAAAUCAUAAGAGAGACUUUUCAUCUGGUGUCCAAGAGGGAUGACAACGUCUGCAAUUUUUUGGAGGGUGGAAGUUUAAUCGGUGGUUCGGAUUACAAGCUGAUUUACAGACAUUAUGCCACUCUUUACUUUGUAUUCUGUGUGGACUCCUCUGAAAGCGAGCUGGGAAUAUUGGAUCUAAUCCAGGUCUUUGUGGAAACCUUGGAUAAAUGCUUUGAGAAUGUCUGUGAACUGGACCUCAUCUUUCACAUGGAUAAGGUCCAUUACAUCCUGCAGGAGGUUGUGAUGGGCGGCAUGGUGCUGGAGACCAACAUGAAUGAGAUUGUGGCCCAGGUGGAGAUGCAGAACCGCAUGGAGAAGUCAGAGGGUGGAUUGUCUGCGGCCCCAGCUCGUGCGGUGUCAGCUGUGAAGAAUAUGAACCUUCCGGAAAUCCCUCGCAACAUCAACAUUGGGGACAUCAACAUUAAAGUCCCUAGCCUCUCCCCAUUCUGAUCAGGAUGCCUGCUUUUUUAAAUUAUGUUACACUGAAUGUUACUGAGACAUUGCUAACCUGUUUUCCUCUGUACGUGUCAAAGGUGAUAGGAGACCAAGGUGUGGAUUCUUCCUGCAUUGCAUCUGUGUGAUGCUUUACCAAAUGGUUCACAUAGGUUUCAUAGCUGUGUCAGCUGUGACCCUUUUCCGUAGCUCAUGCCAAGGCUUGCAAUGUCACAUAUAUUUAUUUAUUGUUUUGUAUAGGGAUACUCUAAGCAUUUCAAACAUUCCAAAACAGAGGAUGAAGGUAAAGGAUAAAGGAAAAGACAAAGGAAAGUUUAACAUAUUGUGUUGUGUCAUUUGAGGAGCCACAACAGCUAUAUCUCAAUGUUGUUCUUUGAGCAUGGCACACGUCCUCUCAUUAAAACAUUAAUAUCUGUA